Lasiosphaeria miniovina is the source of this 1737-nucleotide messenger RNA. Its product is annotated as CAIB/BAIF family enzyme. Lineage: Eukaryota; Fungi; Ascomycota; Sordariomycetes; Sordariales; Lasiosphaeriaceae. The record is from RefSeq and is a predicted model, not a curated record. Gene Ontology annotation, molecular function: catalytic activity. The transcript has 2 exons. The coding region runs from base 1 to 1737 and encodes 578 amino acids.
AUGGACUCGUACCCAGCUAAGAAAGGAGCCUCUAAGGCUGCCCCGCCUUCUUACUCGGUCACCAAAGGAUCAUCGGAGGCUCUCACAUCUCUAUUGAAUAUCUGCGAGAGCGAGGUGCCUAAAAGCUUCCGACGCUUGGGUGACGUCGCUUUCACAUAUACUUCACCAGAGGGAGACCAAGUGCACUUCCCCACACCGCUCAAAGAGCAAAACGCCAUUGCCGCGAUCAAAGCUCUCGAGGCCUGCGCUGCAGCCGCUCUUGUUGAUCUGCAAUAUGGAAUCGGCGGAGGCCACAGGCGCAUAGAAGUCGAUAUCGACAAGACCUCUUGUUUCUUGAUGUCGGCCUAUCUCACCACCAUAAAUGGAAUGGACAAGGCCCACCCCAGUGUCAAGAGCAAGGUCCCCGAUACCGACCUGAACGAGGCACAAUCGGUGCUAUACCGUCGCCUUUCUGCCAACCUAUACAACACCAAAAACCCCGGCGAAUUUUAUCACAUGCAUGGCUCUCUCGAGGCAUCGACAACGCUAAAGAUGAUCGGACUUCCGUCACACAACGACAAGCUGACAGACUACCGAGCUUGCAUAAAUACAAUAGAGAAGGCGGUCACCAAGUUCACGACCAAGCAGCUCGAGGAGAUCAACGCUCAACACGCGCAAGCCGGCGCCCCUGUGCUGACCUGGAACGAGUUCCUCGCCACGCCCCACGGCAAGGCGCUCUCGUCGCUGCCGCCCUUCACGGUGAAGCCCGUCGAGAUCGCUACUCCGGCCAUCCCUUUCAGUCCCACGGGAUUCGGCACCCCCUAUGCCCUCCGGGGCAUCAAAGUCAUCGAGAUGUGCCGUAUCAUUGCCGGACCCACUAUAGGACGUUCGCUUGCCGCCCACGGCGCCGCAGUCUUGAAGGUAACGUCGCAAAAUCUCCCAGAUGUGCCCUUCUUUCAAGUCGACGUCAACACUGGCAAACAUACAACGUCACUGGACUUGCGGAAUGCCGCGGACAGGAAGACAUUCGAUGAUCUUCUCAGAGAUGCGGACGUUUUGAUCGAUGGCUACCGGCCCGGGUGCUUGGACCGCCUCGGCUAUGGCGCAGAAUCUCUGGCUCGACUGGCCAAGGCCCGCGGCCGGGGAUUUGUAUACGUUGCCGAGGAUUGCUUCGGUGGCACGGGCGUCUCGGGCGCCGAGUGGGCCGGCCGACCUGGCUGGCAGCAAAUUGCCGACUGUGUGACUGGCGUGGCCUGGUCACAGGGCGAGUUCAUGGGUCUGAAAGAGCCUGUGGUCCCCCCAUUCCCAAUGUCUGACUAUGGCACGGGUGCGCUCGGCUGCGUGGCCGCCAUGUCUGGGCUAUACCGCCGCGCCACCCAGGGCGGCUCGUGGGUCUGCCGUACUAGCCUGUGCCAGUACGACGUUUUUCUAAUGCGCCUCGGCCUCUUGGACAAGGACGAGCAAGCACGUCUUCGCAAGGAGCAUCGUUCGGCAUUCUUUGCGCUCAAGCACAACGACUCGGUUGAUGAGGUUGGUAAACGGGCCCUAGAGAGUGUCAAGAUAGUCGCUCCCACUCUGUUCACCGAGAAGAUGAUGCACACGGCCUGGAGCACGAAGUUCGACGCCGUUUUGAGGUGGCCCCGCGAAGCUAUCAAGGUACAGGGCGUCAGGGUCGGUCAUGUGCGUGCUGCCAGGCCUAAUGGCGCCGACAAGCCAUGCUGGGAGGGCUGGGAGGAAGACGCUAUCAUAGACGGCUAG